Messenger RNA from Oenanthe melanoleuca, 3128 nucleotides. It is a transcript of the gene CARD19, whose product is annotated as caspase recruitment domain family member 19. Bases 160 to 720 code for a protein of 186 amino acids. The record is from RefSeq and is a predicted model, not a curated record. Gene Ontology annotation, biological process: regulation of apoptotic process. Gene Ontology annotation, cellular component: mitochondrion. The transcript is spliced from 6 exons. Lineage: Eukaryota; Metazoa; Chordata; Aves; Passeriformes; Muscicapidae.
GAGCUCUGCCGGCUGUCACAGCCGGAGUCGCUCCCUGUUUACUUUCGCUUCUCCAAGUUGCCCGUGACCUCUGCUUAUCCCGGCAAGGAGAAUUGCGCUGCGGGCGCCCCGCGUGGGCCGUGUGCCGGGCACGGCACAUACCCACCCUGAAACCGAUGAAUGAUGCUCUACAGAAGCUAUCAGUCAUAUUGUCAUCGGCUGCAGCAUGACAUGUAUUUCCUUACAAGCACUAGCCGGCUGAAUGAACAAGUGGUUGAUAAAAUUGUUCUGCAGCUUAACAGAGUGUAUCCCCAAAUUCUUAACAAUGAAGAAGCAGAAAAGUUCAGGAACCCAAAGGCUUCACUCCAUACCAGACUCUCAGAUCUGUUAAAACACCUCCAAAAGAAAGGAGAAAGACACUGUCAGGAGUUUUACAGGGCUCUGCAGAUCAAUGCUGAACAGCUGUUUAAUGACCUGCCAAGCAGGAAAAUCUUGAAAAUCCCAGAUCCCACAGAGAUAGACACUGAGAAGGAGCAGUAUAUGCUAAAUGACAGGGGCCCGGUGUUUUUCCUGGCGUGUUUCAGCAUGGCUGCUGGACUGGCCCUGUUCUGGUACUGCUGUAACUCAGAAACACAGGUCAUAGGAAGAGCCAGAAGAAUCUUGGGCUUUUCUCCUAUUAUCAUAGGAAGACACGUUAGAAAUAUUUGUAUGUUAUAUUUGGAAGACAUGUCAAGAAAUUAAGGAAAAGCUGUCUCUUUGCUUGUCUGUACAGUACACUGGCCAAAGGAAGCCAAUGGUGCAUAAAAAUGUCCUGUACUCAUACCAAAGAUUUUAUUAACUAGCUUCAUCAAUAAUUGCCUUGCCUCCAGAUGUAUUCAGAAUUUCAGCUAUAAAUGUCCUUCUUUAUGGGAAUGGACCGUUUAUUUUUGUAAAUGCUUAAAGUAUUUAUCGUUUGUAUAAAGAAAUAUUUUUAUUACAAGCUUUAAAAUGAUCUCUUAAGUGAGCAUGGGUGUGAAGUCAUGUUCGUGUACAUGUUUUCUAUACUGGAAUGAAGGAUCACAAGUGUUUGAAGAAGUCUGGCCUGUCUUAUGUGAGAAUUAAUUUAGGAAAAGAACUUAAACACAUGCACUCAAAGCCUUACUAGGAAAUGGAUCUCUGUCUCAGAACUAUCUGUUUUGUCUAGAUCCUUUAUAAUCACUGCCUGAGCUCAAGUGGGCAGUGGCACCUAUGAAAAGUUUAUGGGGGCCAGUUCUCUUUUAUGUGUGCCUUGUAUUCACUGUGUCUUCUGAUUCCCUGUUGGUGCCUCAUCCCAGCCUGCCUUGUUCCCAGUCAUGCUCAGCUGCUGGUCCUGGUUUGCAUGCCCUGGAGCUGGUGCAGGCUGGUUCCCAGUCCAUGGGGUGUUCCAGGGAGUGGAAUGUCUGACCUGAAGCACUUCAGACUACCAAGAAAAUGUUCCAGAUUAAUUUAGCUUUCCCUUUCCCAUUGAAGUGAAUGGAGGCUCUGCAGUUAGACCUGGACAAAUUGGAUGGCUGGGCAAUCACCAACCCAGUGAAGUUCAACAAGGGAAAGUGCCAGAUUGUACACCUGGGAUGGGGCAGCCAUGGAUGUACGGGCAGGCUGUGGAGAGCAGCACUGUGCAAAGGGUCCUGGGAAUCAUGGUGGAUGCAGAGUUGGAUAUAGUCAGCAGUGCCCUGGCAGCCAGGGGACACAUCCCUGUCCUGAGGGGCACCAGGCCCAGCAUGGCCAGUCAAGCCAAGGAGGGAUUGUUGCACUCUGCUCUGCUCUGGGGUGGCCUCACUUUGAGUACUGAGGCCAGUUCGGGCACCACAAUAUAAGAAAGAUACUAAACUACUAGAGAGCUUCCAAAGGACACUUCCAGGGAUGGGGCAGCAACAGCUUCUCUGGGCAACCUGUGUCAGGGCUGGGGGAAGAAUUCUUUCCCAGUAUAGUACAGGAAAGUUUAUUAUGGCUAGGGCUGUAUUUCUUCCCUUUCUAAGGCUGCUUGAGAUGACGAUGUCUCUCAGGGAAAAAAAUUAUCCAGAAUGAGCUAUGCCAAGGGUUAAAGCUGGAAGGAGAAAGAAAAGGUGAGUCUUGGUUCAUCUUAGUGUCAGAGGACCUAACAGCAAAGAAUAGAAAGCAAUCUGUUCCUUCAUUAGUGCCAGUUACUAACUUGAACAGUGAACUUCUGUCUACCUAUAAAAUUAGCAUGUGCUUAGGCUGGGAGACAUUCUUUUUCUUGGAAUAUUUUUCUUUCAGGAGCUUGCUUCUCUGCAAGCACAUCUAUACAGCACUUAUGUAGAGUGAUAAUUCCAUUUUCAGCUCCUGGAGGAAGCACAUAUGCAUCUGCAUGGGAGUCAGGUCCUUCUGGGCAAACAGUGUUAGGAAUUUGGGAAUAAAUUGAGCAGGGUCUUGGAUGAAUCUGUUUAGCUGCAGAAUUCCAGUUUCCCUGGCAAGUCAAGAAUAGUUUGGCCUUCACUGCUGAAACUGUGCUGGUAUUAAUGUAUAAACGUGCUUCACUCUUUGUGCAGGGAAGUUGUCCUGGCUAGGUUGUAGGUGGUUCUAUGCUCCAGGCAGAAGUUGUACAGGAGCUAAGAAGCUACUGGCCUGAGCCAUGGAAAUGGUUAAGGCUGAGUGACAGGACCAUCUGUGUGCAGAGAGCCAGGAAGCAAAGUGAUAGAUCCUACAAAGAAUUUUACAAUUCCUUUUAAAACUAGACUGCUAUUUAAAGGACUUGGUGAUGUGCCUGAUGAGCUGGAGUGGGAAUGAAGUGAUGAUUCAUUCUGGGAUGCACUGGGCUGCUUUACAGCUGCUGGAUGAAGUUUGCAGUUAAAAGUGCCUUUGCUGAGGCAAAGUUACUCCUUUUGUUUCUUUCAUUUGUCGUUAUUUUUCUCAUACUGUAAUAAAUUGAAAACAUAUUUGGUCAAAAUGUGCCAUCAUGGAUGCUUUUCCCUGCCAUUUUGUGUGCACAGAUGCUAUCCAUGUUAUGCCAUGCCUUGGCUGUACUGCCAGAAUCAGUUUGCUGCACUUCACAGGGUCUGUGUCCUGUUGUAAUUUCUCUGAAAGUACAUCUUCUUGAACCUGUAGAAAUUAAUGUAUUUCUUUUUUUAAUGAGAUGAAGCUAGCAAUUGAAAUAAAAUCUGAGAGAAGAA